GCCGAAAGGUAACAGGUUUAAACCAGGAGUCGUCUUUUUCUUUUCACAAUAAAUCAGGAACACAAUGGACCCAAAGGAAAGCCAUCGCUCUGGACCAUGUACAAAGAGCCAACAUGCCAGUGGAUCAGAGCUGAGGAUCAUUCUCAUGGGCAAAACAGGAACCGGCAAAAGUGCUACAGGAAACAGCAUCCUUGGGAAGCGAGCAUUUGAGUCCAAGCUGAGUGCCCAGACCUUGACUAAGACUUGCAGCAAAAGUCAGGGAAGCUGGGGAGAGAGAGAGAUGGUCAUUAUUGACACGCCAGGUGUGUUUUCUGAGAAGGACCAGUGUGAAGACCUGUACCAAGAGGUGCAGAGGUGCUACUCACUCUCUGCACCAGGACCCCACGUGCUGCUGCUGGUGACCCAGUUGGGCCGGUACACCACCCAGGACCAGCAGGCUAUCCAGAGAGUGCAGGAGAUCUUUGGAGAGGAUGCCAUGAGACACACAAUCAUCCUCUUUACCCACAAGGAAGACCUCAAAGGUGGCUCCUUGAUAGACUACAUCCAUGAGUCGGACAACAAAGCCCUCAGCAAGCUGGUGGCAGCAUGUGGGGGGCGUGUCUGUGCCUUUAAUAAUCGAGCUGAGGGGAGUGAUCGGGAUGACCAAGUGAAGGAGCUGAUGGACUUAAUUGAGGGCUUGAUGAGGGAGAGGAGGGGCGGCCACUUCACCAAUGAACUGUAUAGCCUCGUGCAAGGGCCAAAUUGUGGAUCUGUCAGGUCGGAAGAAAGAUCAAAGAAUUUCAGAGGGAAUUUGCUAAAGUACAUGGAAAUUCAGAGACGUCACAUAGCCAUAGCCAAAGCAAAUUGCCUACAAAGAAUCCUAAUCAAAACACAACUGUGUGUUUUAUUUUGUAUUCAACUGUGUGUCAAAUUGCUGGUUCUGUUGUUCUGUGUGUUGCGCAGUGUGUGCAAGUUGUUUUACUCCUUACCCUCCGGCAUGUGCCAUUUAUUUUGUAGCUUUCUGUGCAUUAUACUCAAGGAGGUCAUAAUAAUCUUGCGAAGGACCAUUGUUCCACAAUGCAAGCCUUCUGGGUUGUAGUUACAGUCGGUGAUUAUUAAUAUUUACUCACUAUCGUUUGGUGGGUGGAGCACAGUGCCUUCCCUGUAGAAUGUGAUGCCUCAUGUCAUAGCUGAGAUUCUGUGAAAUGUUUAAAUCUUAACAUAUUACACCAUUUAUUAAGGAACCAAAAUAUUUUAAAAACUCUAUUUGAUUAAAAU
Molecule: messenger RNA, 1257 nt
Organism: Otolemur garnettii (small-eared galago)
Lineage: Eukaryota; Metazoa; Chordata; Mammalia; Primates; Galagidae
Gene: GIMAP2
Product: GTPase, IMAP family member 2
Exons: 3
Coding region: 65-1078 (337 amino acids)
Cellular component (GO): endoplasmic reticulum
Molecular function (GO): GTP binding
Source: RefSeq, a predicted model, not a curated record